AUGGGUUUCUUGGGGAGCAAACUGGGCCUAGGGAUGCCUAGUGACCUGCUUGGGGCUGUCAUCGUGUGGGGAACUGGUACCAACGCCUGUUACAUGGAGGACAUGAGCAACAUUGACAUGGUAGAAGGCGAUGAGGGCAGGAUGUGUAUCAAUACUGAGUGGGGCGCCUUUGGAGAGGACGGCUCCUUGGAAGACAUCCGGACGGAGUUUGACAGAGAGAUAGACUUGGGGUCCAUCAAUCCAGGGAAACAACUGUUCGAGAAGAUGAUUAGCGGCUUGUACAUGGGGGAGCUGGUCAGACUCAUUCUUCUGAAGAUGACGAGGGCCGGCCUCCUGUUCCGGGGCGAGAAAUCCUCUGCUCUCUACACCAAGGGCAAGAUCGAGACCCGACACGUGGCCGCGAUGGAGAAGUAUAAGGAAGGCCUCCAGAACACCAGAGAGAUCCUGACGGAGCUGGGCCUGGAGCCUUCGGAGGAGGACUGCGUGGCGGUCCAGCACGUGUGUACCAUCGUCUCCUUCCGAUCAGCUAAUCUCUGUGCGGCGGCCCUGGCCGCCAUCCUGACCCGCCUGCGGGAGAACAAGAAGCUGACCCGGCUCCGGACCACCGUGGGGAUGGACGGCACCCUCUACAAAACCCACCCUCAGUACCCAAAGCGCCUACACAAAGUGGUGAGGAAGCUGGUCCCCAACUGUGACGUCCGCUUCCUCCUCUCCGAGAGCGGCAGCGCCAAGGGGGCGGCCAUGGUGACCGCGGUGGCCGGUCGGGUACAGGCCCAACGGAAGCUGAUCGACGAGGUGCUGUCCCUGUUCCAGCUGACGCGGGGGCACCUGGUGAGCGUGAAGAACAAGAUGAGGGCCGAGAUAGAUUACGGGCUGAAGAAGGAGACCCAGCCGCUGGCCACGGUGAAGAUGCUGCCCACCUACGUCUGUGCCAUGCCCGACGGGACAGAGAAAGGCAAAUACCUGGCUCUGGAUCUUGGAGGGACCAAUUUCCGGGUCCUGCUGGUGAAGAUCAGUAGUGGGCGGAGAUCAGUGAGGAUGUACAAUAAGAUCUUUGCCAUUCCGCUGGAGAUCAUGCAGGGCACAGGGGAAGAGCUGUUUGACCACAUUGUGCACUGCAUCGCUGACUUCCUGGAUUACAUGGGCAUCAAGGGGGCCAGUAGGCUCCCCCUGGGCUUCACGUUCUCCUUCCCCUGCAAACAGGCCGGCCUGGACAAGGGGAUCCUUGUGGAGUGGACCAAAGGAUUCAAAGCCACAGACUGUGAAGGGGAAGAUGUUGUGGACAUGCUCAGGGAAGCCAUUAAGAGGAGAAAUGAAUUUGAGCUGGAUAUCGUUGCGGUUGUCAAUGACACUGUGGGCACCAUGAUGACCUGUGGCUAUGAAAACCCUGACUGUGAGAUUGGCCUCAUCGCAGGUACAGGCAGCAACGUGUGCUACAUGGAAGAGAUGAGGAACAUCGAGCUGGUAGAAGGGAACGAGGGCAAGAUGUGCAUCAACACUGAGUGGGGCGGAUUUGGGGAUAACGGCUGCCUAGAUGAGAUCAGGACCCAGUAUGACACCGAAGUGGAUGAAGGUUCCCUAAAUCCUGGCAAACAGAGGUAUGAGAAGAUGACCAGUGGCAUGUACCUUGGGGAAAUCGUGAGGCAGAUUUUGAUCGACCUAACCAAGCACGGGCUCUUGUUUCGAGGGCAGAUUUCAGAACGGCUCAGGACCAGGGGCAUAUUUGAAACCAAGUUCCUGUCUCAGAUCGAAAGUGAUGGGCUGGCCCUCCUCCAGGUCCGGAGAAUCCUGCAGCAGCUGGGCCUGGACAGCACCUGUGAAGACAGCAUUGUGGUGAAGGAAGUAUGUGGGGCUGUCUCCCGGCGAGCAGCCCAGCUCUGUGGGGCAGGCCUGGCUGCCAUUGUGGAGAAGAGACGGGAAGACCGGAACCUUGAGCACCUAAAAAUCACGGUUGGUGUGGAUGGGACCCUCUACAAGCUGCACCCUCACUUUUCUCGAAUCUUACGGGAAACCGUGAAAGAGCUGGCCCCUCAGUGCGAUGUGACGUUCAUGCUGUCUGAAGAUGGGAGUGGAAAGGGGGCCGCCCUGAUCACAGCUGUGGCCAAGAGAUUGCAUCUGAAGAGGGAAAACUGAGAACUGAGAGGAGGAACAGCUCGGGGUCAGGACAGAUCUAGUGGCUUAGGUCCUUUGGCAACCUCCUUCCCUUGGGAACUAAGUUGAGUAUAGACCAAUGGGUCCAAGCUGCCCUUUUUGGCCAAUAGAGGGAGCCCAGGGGCCUGGGCUGCUUGUCGUGGUUUUGACAUUACCCAAAGAGAAAUCUAUGGGGUUAUAAGGGUUAGGGGUGCAAAGGGUUAGUGUUAGCUCUCUGUGGGACACCCUGGAGCAGAGCGUUCCUGGGGUAAGGCUUUGCCCAAUUUAGUGGGUGCUGAAAACCCUUGUAGUUCUUUCACACCUUAGAGC
Messenger RNA from Trichosurus vulpecula (common brushtail), 2460 nucleotides. It is a transcript of the gene HKDC1, whose product is annotated as hexokinase domain containing 1. The transcript is spliced from 14 exons. Gene Ontology annotation, biological process: glucose 6-phosphate metabolic process; glycolytic process; intracellular glucose homeostasis. Gene Ontology annotation, cellular component: mitochondrion; cytosol. The record is from RefSeq and is a predicted model, not a curated record. Gene Ontology annotation, molecular function: D-glucose binding; mannokinase activity; fructokinase activity. Lineage: Eukaryota; Metazoa; Chordata; Mammalia; Diprotodontia; Phalangeridae. The coding region runs from base 1 to 2133 and encodes 710 amino acids.